UGUCAUCGUAUGUUGACACAUGAGUACAAACUAUGCAGCGGAGAUGUAGAAAUGACGAUCAUUCUGGACACACUCGCGGCUUGCAGGGGAUGUAUUCGUGGUAUCCGCAGUAGGGUUUAACCAGGAAUGCUACAUCAUGGUUUUAUAUACUUACUGACAUCGUCAUUGAUACCAUCACUAUGUCUACGGAUGUAUUGAGUACGGACGUGGCCAUCAUUGGUAAUGGGCCUUCAGGAAUCUGUCUGUCCUAUAUGCUGUCUGGUAACACACCAUAUUUCACUGGUCAACCGCAUCCAAAUAUAUAUUUACAACAGAAAUUGGAGGAACAUCCGGAUAUUUCUAUACUAGAGCAGGACCUCGAGUACCUCAGUGAAGGUUUAGAAGGUAGGUCAACCAAUCCAGUGGCAUUGCUGUUUGAUGCACUUCAUCAUCCCAAUGCGGACCUUGGUCAUAGUGAACCAUCUAGACUAAAGUGGAGGCAGAAUGAAGCGAAUAAAAUACCGCAUGUUGUGCUUGGCAGUACAUUACCAGGUGGAGCCUGGCAGACAAUGGGAGAUUCCAAACUCACCCUGAGUUUGCAAAGUUGGAUGGAACUGCCUGGUUUGAAUUUUGUGGAAUGGCUUCAAAAGUUACAAAAGGAUGAUAAAUGUGGAGAUUCAAUCCAAAACAGAGCCAGUUUCAGCGACGUCAGCAAAUACUACUCAGAGUAUGUUGAGUGUAUGGGUAUCAAGGAGAACUUCCUGUCUGGUGUUUGGGUGAAAUCGGUCAGACGCAUACGUGGCAAGAAAAUUAAUUACGAAAAUGGAGAGUGCGAAUUUGUUUCUGAAAAACAUGGUGAUUCGGAGAACGUGACAAAUCUGUUUGAAGUGGUAUAUGAGAAGUCUGAUAAGGAGAGUAGCAUGACUUCGGAGUUUAAGAUUCAUGCAAAAAAUGUUGUCUUGGCAACUGGAGCAUCAGAUCUCCCAAACAAACUUGACAUACCCGGUGCGGAGUUGGGCUUUGUUAAAUAUAAAGUGCAGGACCUCGAAACAGCGGUUGAGGCUGGAGAAAUGAAUGCAAAGUCUGAUCCUAUUCUCGUUAUCGGUGCUGGGCUUAGCGCUGCCGAUGCUAUUUUACAUUCCCUUAAAUCACACAUCCCAGUGGUUCAUAUAAUACGCCGACGUGUCAACGAUCCAGAGGUAAUGCUGAAGCAACUGCCGAAAGCCGUAUAUCCAGAAUACCACACAGUGUACCAGAUGAUGAAAGGCGAGAAGUCCAGUAUACCCGAUGCCCAGUACACUUGUUAUGAUCAACACAUUGUUAAGGAAAUUCAAUCAAAUGGUAUGGUCACUAUAUAUGGACCUGACGGCGCAACCAAAGAUAUCAAAGUAUCACUGGUUAUGGCAUUGAUCGGGGCCAAGGCCAACUUAAAAUUUCUCUGUUGCAGUGGUCAGCGUUACUGCGUGAAUCCUAAAAAACAGAUUUCAAGCAGGAAUCCUAUAAACAUUGACCCAUAUACAUACGAGAGUAUAGCAUCUCAGGGAAUCUAUGCCUUAGGACCUCUAACUGGUAAUAACUUUGUUCGAUUUCUCAAGGGUGGAGCAUUAGCCAUAUGCAGCCAUCUCAUAAUGAAUAAGCAUUAUGGUCCCAGAUCUAAAGAAUUAUAAAAUUACAUAUACUAAGUCGGGGUUUUAAAUUUCAAACCUUCCCAAAUGUUAAAGCAUCAUACAUGUAUAUAAAGGCAUUAAUUUUUCAUUGACUUUUAAUUAGCUGAUAUGGACAAUUCUCUAAAUUAAAUGCAAUAGAACUCAUUGUUUCAUUAGUCAAUCUGUGAACUUAAAACCCAGUGAAUAUGCUCAAAAAAUCAUAAUAGUGAAAUUAUAUGCUAAUGCAAAUAAAUAGUUUUACAGUGAUGUACUUUACUAGAGGUGAGGGGGAAA
This is a messenger RNA of Saccoglossus kowalevskii, 1919 nucleotides long. RefSeq names its product oxidative stress-induced growth inhibitor 1-like. The record is from RefSeq and is a predicted model, not a curated record. NCBI's taxonomy places the organism in Eukaryota, Metazoa, Hemichordata, Enteropneusta, Harrimaniidae.